AUGGCACACCCAGCCCACGCAACACCAAGCAUAGAAACCAGCCUCGCGCACUUCCGCACGAUCCCUUGGAUCGCCAAUCCACAUCUCUCAGACCCAACAUUCCACGUCGUCACCACGAACGCAUCAAGAACACUAGUACAGCCUGGCAACGGCCACACCCUGACCGGCGAGACAUGGAACACCGAGAAAACCAUCACACACCUCAUCACCACAUACCGGCCCGGACCACCUUCACCUUCAGGAUUACCACCACCAACAACAACAACCGAGGAAGCCGACGCUGAUGCUGGCCAAGCCGAGCUCCGUCGCUUCUACACCUUCGGGACGGGACUCAACGCGCAUCCGAAUCUGCUGCAUGGGGGUGUGAUAGCGACGAUCUUGGAUAGUGCGAUGGGAAACGCCAUCUGGCAGGCUAUCCAGCCGAGACCCAAGGGGCCGACUUUCACGGUCAAUCUGAACAUUACGUAUAAGAAGCCCGUGAGCACGCCGGGGAGUGUGAUGGUCAGGGCGACCGUGGUGAGGGUCGAGGGCCGGAAGAUCUGGGUUAGUGGGAGGGUCGAAGGGGAAGGGGGUGUGGUUCAUGCUAGUGCAGAGGGGAUGUGGUUGUCCGCGAAGUCCAAAAUAUGA
This is a messenger RNA of Exophiala bonariae, 627 nucleotides long. RefSeq lists its product as uncharacterized. Bases 1 to 627 code for a protein of 208 amino acids. The transcript has a single exon. The record is from RefSeq and is a predicted model, not a curated record. Lineage: Eukaryota; Fungi; Ascomycota; Eurotiomycetes; Chaetothyriales; Herpotrichiellaceae.